This is a messenger RNA of Pyricularia grisea, 1659 nucleotides long. RefSeq lists its product as uncharacterized. The coding region runs from base 1 to 1659 and encodes 552 amino acids. The record is from RefSeq and is a predicted model, not a curated record. NCBI's taxonomy places the organism in Eukaryota, Fungi, Ascomycota, Sordariomycetes, Magnaporthales, Pyriculariaceae. The transcript has a single exon.
AUGUCGAUACCAAGCAUUCGUCGCCUGGCCGCCGCAGCCGCGAUAGCAGCCAUCCCUGCAGACUGUCGAUCGCUUACAACCAGGCAGUCUUCAGGUAGCAUCACCGACACGGAACAAUUUACUCAAGCAUGCCAAAACUUGGCCAAGGGCCUCCAAAUUCCAAACAGCACAUUCGUGUCGGCCGACUUCGUGCCCGCCAACACGACGCUGAACUUUCCCAACGCCGACCCUUCCUGCACCAGGCCAUCGCAGCUCGUGUCGGUGCCGCUCUGCCGCGUCCAGUCCAACAUCACCACCUCGACCACGUCGGGCCUCCACUUCGAGGCCUGGCUGCCGCAGAACUGGACCGGACGCUUCUUGAGCACGGGCAACGGUGGGCUCGGGGGCUGCAUUCAGUACGAAGACGUCGAGUGGGCGGCGUCGCUGGGUUUUGCUGCCGUGGCCACUAACAAUGGUCACGAUGGUAUGAGCGGGAAGCCGUUCUUCCAGAAGGCAGAAGUUGUUGAGGACUUCGCUUUUCGAGCCAUCGAAACCGGCGUCGUGGUCGGCAAGAAUGUGUCCAAGGCGUUUUAUGGCAAGGAGCACUCAAAGAGCUAUUAUUUGGGUUGCUCCACGGGAGGCAGGCAGGGCAUCAAGAUGGUGCAAGAUUUUCCGGACCUGUUUGAUGGCGUCUCGGCGGGUGCACCGGCGCUCAACUUUAACAACCUCAACACUUGGAGCGCUCAUUUUCUCGUAGUCACGGGUACCAACACGAGCGACACAUUCGUCAGUCAAGAUCUGUGGAAGGUCGUACACCAGGACAUUGUGAACCAGUGCGAUAUGUUCGACGGCGUGGCGGAUGGCAUCAUCGAGGCGCCGGAUCUCUGCCGCUACAAAGCCGACGGCCUCCUCUGCGGCAACGGCACCGCGCAGGCGGGCUCCUGCCUGACGGCGAAGCAGGUCAACACGGUCAACACCAUCUUCAGCGAUAUGAAAGCUCCCAACGGCACGGUCCUAUACCCACGCAUGCAGCCGGGCAGCGAGGCCGAGUCGACCAAUGCCUUCAGGAUCUACUACAACGGACAGCCCAGCGACAAGGCGGACUGGAUCAAGUACGUGGUCAUGGCGGACCCCAGCUUUGACCUGACGAAAUUCACACCCGACCUGUGGACCAAGGGCGACGAGCUGAACCCCAGCAACAUCGCGACCACAAAGGGCGACAUUUCUGCUUUUCGCGACCGCGGCGGCAAGCUGCUGCACUAUCACGGCACCAUGGACUCCGUCAUCAGCAGCGACAUGUCGCCGCGGUACUACGAGUCGGUGCGCGCCGCGCUGGGCCAGGAGCCGGCACAGAUUGACGACUUUUACAGGUUCUUCCGCAUCUCGGGCAUGGGUCACUGCAGCGGCGGGCCGGGCGCGCACUACAUUGGCAAUCAGCGCAAGCAGCUGGCGUACGCGGAUAAGCCCGAGGAGGGUGUGCUGAUGAAUUUGGUGCGUUGGGUGGAGCAGGGCGUGGCCCCGGAUACUCUGUUGGGGAGGGCCUUUGUCAACGACACCCAGGGCGGGCAGGUUUCGUUCACGCGGAAGCACUGCAGGUGGCCGCUGAUGAACAAAUUCAUGGGUGGGGACUCGAACAGCGCUGAUUCGUGGUCUUGUGUCUCAUACAAUGCUACGACUUAA